Messenger RNA from Lachancea thermotolerans CBS 6340, 4623 nucleotides. It is a transcript of the gene SNF2, whose product is annotated as SWI/SNF catalytic subunit SNF2. Gene Ontology annotation, molecular function: ATP-dependent chromatin remodeler activity; DNA binding; ATP binding. The record is from RefSeq and is a predicted model, not a curated record. The coding region runs from base 1 to 4623 and encodes 1540 amino acids. Gene Ontology annotation, cellular component: nucleus. Lineage: Eukaryota; Fungi; Ascomycota; Saccharomycetes; Saccharomycetales; Saccharomycetaceae. Gene Ontology annotation, biological process: positive regulation of transcription by RNA polymerase II. The transcript is spliced from 2 exons.
AUGGAGAUUCCACAGCGGCAGCUAACAAAGGAAGAAAUAAAUAGAUGCUAUUUGCGUUGGCAACAACUGCGUAAUGAACAUGGGGAGAACGCGGCAAACGUACCGGAAUAUGUUUAUUUCACGAAAGUUCUUCAGGUAGCUGCGAAGCAGCAACAGAAGCGGCAGCAAGAACAACAACAGGGACAACAAUCCCAUCAUCAGCUCCAGCAACGUGCACCACAACAGGCGCCACAACAGCAACAACUGCCUCCACAACCUCAGCAGCCGCAACAAUCGCAGCAAACACAGGCGUUCCAGCAGAUCCCGCAGGCACACAUGCAGCAGUCCAAAGUUAUGCCUCAGAUGCAAGCGGCGCACAUGCCGCAGGCUCAGCAGCAAUGGGCUCCACAAUCCACGAAUGGCCACGCUACAAUGGCCAAUUCGCAGCCCCCGCAAGACCACCACAUACGCACGUCAAUGGGCCAAUCACCUCAACAGACUCAACCCCCACAACCGGUCCAAAUGCCUCAGCAGGCCCAUGUCCAAAACAUGCCAUCCCAAACCCCUCCUACAGGCACAGGCGUCCCAAGCUCUAUCUUCACUCCAGAGCAGUCUGAGCUGCUGAAGGCUCAGAUUGCGUCCUUAAAGUUUCUCCUUGGGAGACAGCCUAUACCACCAGAAGUUCAAGAAGUGAUCCAACGAUCGCUGAAUAACCCCCCUGAUUUCAAGCAAAUGCUGCUUUCUCUUAGUGAAACUGUCAAGAAGCGGCAAAACCCUCAACAAGAGCAGGUAUUACAAAACCCUCAGCAGGAACACACACAACAGCCGCCGCGCAGAGUUGUCGAUCAGCAGCAGCCAUUGGCACACCAGUCCCCACAUACCUCUAACUCCGGGGUACCGACACCUCUCGCAUCUCAAUUCCCACCCUCGCAACCUGAAACAGGCCUUGCUUCUCGAGCAAAUAGCGGAUCUGGUACAGCUAACCCUGAAAAAGGUGCGGAAAGCGUUAAAACAGAACCAAUAGCGGAAAUUGGCAGGCCUGCGCAAGAUACACAGCCGCUGAAGGAAGUCCCUCCAGUUCCGUUGGAAGAGUUCAAGAGAUUGAAUCCUGAUGUCGAAAAAAUCGUGAACGUAACGACGCCAAAUAUGGUCGUUGAUUCAUAUUCACUUCCCAAUUUUCCAGAUACUGCGGUAGAAUACAAAGAACUGUUCCCCUCCAAAGAUCGUCCUAGAGUCAUGCUCCAGCCCGGAGUUCUUCCUCCUGGCAUCGAUGUCCACUCCGCUUUGGAGAUAUAUCAAACGUUGAUAGCGUUGGAUAUUGAUACAGCCGUUGAUUCUUGCUUGUCAGAUACACUGAAUGAAGAUGCAGAUGUAGAAACAAAAAAACGCGCGACUUAUGACUAUUACGCGCUCCAACUCCUUCCUCUCCAAAAGGCAAUGAGGGGCCACGUACUGCAAUUUGAUUGGUACCAGAAAGCCCUCUUAACAAAUACACAUCCUAACUUUUUGUCAAAGAUUAGACGAAUAAACCUUCAAGAUGCGUUGCUGACUGACGAGCUCUACAGGCGCUAUGAAAUCAUGCAAUAUGAGCGUCAGAGAUAUGAAGAGAGCACAAAGCUAAAGAGCAUCACCGACAGCUCUAUUGAAUACUACAAUGCGAAGCUCAACCGGCGUACUCAAAGAGUUAAGUUUGGACACCGUUUGAUCUCUUUACAUGGCAAUAUAGAAAAAGAGGAACAGAAGCGAAUGGAAAGGAAUGCAAAGCAGCGUUUGCAAGCCCUGAAAGCUAAUGACGAGGAAGCUUACAUCAAGUUAUUGGAUCAAACAAAGGAUACUAGAAUCACUCAUUUGCUGAAGCAAACAAACGCGUUUUUGGAUUCAUUGACAAAAGCAGUCAGAAGCCAACAGCAAUACACCAAGGAGAAAAUUGAUUCCCACAUGCAGAAGGAAGAAGAGAGCGCUACGCCUCAGUCGCCUUCGGCAGGCGACGUUUCCGAUGAAGAGGAAAGGCAGAAUAUUGACUAUUAUAAUGUAGCGCAUCGCAUCAAAGAAGAGAUCAAGCAACAACCAUCGAUUUUAGUGGGUGGGACAUUGAAAGAAUAUCAGUUGAAGGGACUGCAAUGGAUGGUGUCUUUAUACAACAACCACUUAAACGGUAUCUUGGCAGACGAAAUGGGCCUCGGGAAAACCAUUCAAACCAUUUCCCUUUUAACUUAUCUUUACGAGGCCAAAAACGUGCGCGGUCCAUCUUUAGUUAUUGUCCCCCUGUCAACGUUAACAAACUGGGAUUCUGAGUUUGACAAAUGGGCGCCAGUGAUUAGGAAAGUUGCUUACAAGGGGUCCCCUAACGAGAGAAAGUCAAAGCAAGGAAUUAUUCGGUCUGGCCAGUUUGAUGUCGUACUGACAACUUUCGAGUAUAUUAUAAAAGAAAGGGCUCUGCUUUCUAAGAUCAAAUGGGUGCAUAUGAUUAUAGAUGAGGGCCACCGUAUGAAAAACGCCCAAUCGAAACUGUCUUUGACACUGAAUAACUAUUACCACACCGAUUACCGUUUGAUAUUGACAGGUACGCCUCUACAAAAUAACUUACCUGAACUUUGGGCUCUACUGAACUUCGUGCUGCCAAAAAUUUUUAACUCUGUUAAGUCGUUCGAUGAAUGGUUCAACACACCAUUCGCUAACACAGGAGGCCAGGACAAGAUUGAACUAAGCGAAGAAGAGACCUUGUUGGUCAUCAGGAGGCUUCACAAAGUCUUACGGCCUUUCCUAUUACGUCGCCUUAAAAAGGAUGUCGAAAAAGAGUUGCCAGAUAAGGUUGAAAAGGUUCUCAAAUGCAAAAUGAGCGCACUGCAGCAAAAACUGUACGAGCAAAUGUUGAAACAUCGUCGCCUUUUUAUUGGUGACAUAAACUCGAACAAGAUGGUUGGGAUGCGUGGUUUCAACAAUCAAAUAAUGCAACUGAAAAAAAUCUGUAACCAUCCGUUUGUGUUUGAGGACGUGGAAGAUCAAAUAAAUCCGACUAGAGAGACCAACGCAAAUAUAUGGCGUGUCGCAGGCAAAUUUGAAUUGCUUGAAAGAAUUCUUCCUAAGUUCAAAGCUACUGGUCAUCGAAUUCUAAUUUUUUUUCAGAUGACACAAAUUAUGGACAUCAUGGAGGACUUUUUAAGACUUUCUGGCAUGAAAUACUUGCGUUUAGACGGACACACAAAGUCUGAUGACCGUACGUUAUUGCUGAAUCUUUUCAAUGAUCCUAAUUCAGAAUAUUUCUGCUUUUUGUUGUCAACUAGAGCAGGUGGCCUCGGUCUUAAUCUACAGACCGCUGACACUGUUAUUAUCUUCGAUACUGAUUGGAACCCCCACCAGGAUCUACAGGCGCAAGAUAGAGCACAUAGAAUUGGCCAGAAAAACGAAGUUCGAAUUUUGAGGCUUAUCACAGAGAACUCUGUGGAAGAGGUUAUUCUUGACCGCGCGCAUAAAAAGCUUGACAUUGAUGGCAAAGUCAUUCAGGCGGGUAAAUUUGAUAACAAAUCCACCUCUGAAGAGCAAGAAGCGCUGCUAAGAUCGUUGCUUGAAGCCGAGGAGGAGCAGAAGAAGAAAAGGGCAUUGGGCAUGGAGGAAGAGGAGCAAAUGGACGACAAUGAACUCAAUGAAACCUUGGCAAGAAGCGAGGAAGAGUUGAAAAUCUUUGCUCAAAUCGACGAGGAACGAAGCAGGACUCACUUGGAAAAUGGUAUAACCACUAGUUUGAUGGAAAGUUCUGAACUACCAAACUUCUACCAUCAAGACAUUGAAGCCGAACUUGACAAGAAAGAGAAUGAUGAACUUCUUUCAGGUGGAAGGGGAACUAGGGAACGCAAAAGCGCCAUUUACGAAGAUGAUAUCCCUGAGGAACAAUGGCUGAAGCAGUUCGAAAUCAGUGACGGAGAAGACGAGCCUGUUUCAGGGCCAAAAAAGCGGGAAGCUAGCGAAACUCGUGUUCCAGAAAAAAGAGCAAAGUUAGAGACAGAGGAACCAUCCGAGCUGGAUGUUAAAGAGGAAGCCAACGAGAAACUACCCCCUCCUGAAGCCGGCCAAACAUCUAUGAAGUCAACAAAAGGUGUGAAAGGCAGGCCGCGCGGCCGCAGUCGGGGCUCCCGUAUUAACGGAAAGGCUAAGAAUGGAAGGAAUUUUGUUCGCGAUCCUGACUCUGUUACCGAAUCGAAGGAAGUAAGGGAAGAGGUUGCUGCAAAAGCUAAACAGCUCCAUGAUUUUGCUGUCGCAUACAGGGAUGCUGACGACAGGCGUCUGGCGGACAUUUUUUUGGUCAAACCUUCGAGGAAGCUUUACCCAGAUUAUUACCUGUUGAUCAAGUAUCCUGUGGCGCUUGAAACAGUGUUGAAACACAUAGAGACUCUAGCUUAUGGAUCUCUGAAAGAUGCGCUUGAUGAUUUUCACUUAAUUUUCGCCAACGCGAGGGUUUAUAACACAGAGGAGUCACUGAUAUACCACGAUUCCAUUGAAUUGGAAAACGCAAUUAUUGAGAAAUAUAAAGAAAUGACUGGAGAAGAAAAAGUGGACUUUACAGAGUUUGACGAAGAACAUGCGAGCCAACCCUUAGUACCAAUCGGUAAUGCAGAGUCCAAAGAACCCAGUCCUGCUCCGCAGUAG